This is a messenger RNA of Babesia bovis T2Bo, 1363 nucleotides long. RefSeq lists its product as uncharacterized. NCBI's taxonomy places the organism in Eukaryota, Apicomplexa, Aconoidasida, Piroplasmida, Babesiidae. The coding region runs from base 153 to 1220 and encodes 355 amino acids. The record is from RefSeq and is a predicted model, not a curated record. The transcript has 6 exons.
UAUUUUUAACUAAUAAAUUAAUUUAAAAUGUAUUCCCAAAUAUGUGUACAAGGCUGAAAUAAUCGUUAUUCCACUGACUAGUAUUCCUCAUAUUAUUCAAUGGGCAUCAACCUUCUUUAACUUCAAACACUUCAAGUCGAUGUUUUAUACUUAUGGAAACCGAAAAUGUGGCCAAUAAGGUUAAAAUGGCGCUCUGGCUGCCUCCUACAUGGUACAGACUCAAACCACAUCUAGAGCAAUAUAACGAAGGCAGACCAUUAGAAGUUGAAAUUUUGGUUAACAACGACAACGAAAUUGUUGACAAAGCAGUUUACGAUAUUAUGUUGAAAGAAGGCAAUAUAUGUAUGUUAACUACCAAUUUUACUUAUAAAACUCACCUUUGCCGAGCAUUGGGCAAGGACAUGCCUGAUAUUGGUAGUCAAUUAGAAGAUACUCAGACUUCUGUCUUUGAGAGUACGGAACGAAUAUUUGAUACUGAGAACCUUGUUAAUUCAUCUGAUGAGGAAGCUGAAUUUUCAACUUCUCCAACAAAGCCCGCUAUAUUCUUUUUGUUAUACACCAAGGAAGACGUACUGAACUGUAACAUAGCUGUUUUGAAACAACGCAUACUUACAACUGUGGAAAUAUUGAAAGUGCUAUAUAGCAACGUAACUUUGGUGUUGGUUUUACAUGCGUUGCGUUUAUAUGCUUUGCAUGGCAACAACCAAAUAGGUGACACUCAAUUAUCGCAAGAAAGUCAGAGUCCCUUGGUUCACAACGUUGCUUUGGAUGAGAUCAUAUGUUCUCUUGUAGUGGAGCAUCAGGUUGAUACCAUCGAAGCGGAAGACGAUGUUGAACUGGCUAAACUCAUGCUCAAUGCAUGUUCAGCUACAGAGCUUUGUGUCAAUCCUAAAAACUCAAUGUACUUUCGAUCAAAGCCUCAAUCGGAUAACACAGAAGAAAUACCGCUAAUUACACGAAUAUGGAUUGCUCAGUUACAGCAAAUACCCGAAUUAGGGAAGGAAGCCGCUAUUGCCAUUGCCAAUAUCUAUCCUACACCAUCAGAUAUUAUGGAAGCAGCGGCGAACUCCCCUGAGCUAGUGGUAGACAAACUGCGGAACAUAAACGUUGGCAGCCGGGGAUCUCGUAAGUUCGGCCUAUCAUUAGCUAAGAGAAUAACAAAUCUUUUUUCUCCCACUCUCACAGAAACCUCGUUUGUCAUGGAUGAUAAUGACAUGUAACGCAGUAAAAUGUGCAUUUACCGGUGUGUAAUUGUCAACAAGAUGGCAAUACCUCUCUAGAUACGCCUGAUGGAACCAUUCUUUAUAUAUCACAUCUUUAUACACAACCGCCUACACACCAGGCUUCACGUUGGAAACAUUAG